UUGUUAUGUCUGUUCCAAAUUCGAAUUAAACUAUUUUUAAUUUAAAUAUAAUAAAUUUAUUGGAUCGGAGAGAGUCGAAAAGUUCCACCAUGGCGACUUCCAAUGAUUGGGCUGACAGUAGUCAGUCUGACACUUCUGCAGUAAUAGAAAUGACAGAUUCAAUGGAAGACUUUGGUGGUCCUUCACGUGAACCUGCGGAGCUUCACACAAUGGACAUUCAUGAUGGCGAGGAUGAAGAAGAACAUGAUGAAGAGACCGGUGACUUUAUGAAAGCCAUGAGGAGUCAAAUAGGCCAAGAAGUUGCAGGAACAGCAUGGAAAGCAGGUAAAGACCAAGCUAGAAAAGUGUUUGAUUUGUAUGCAAAUAUUGAUAUCUUCAGACCGUAUUUUGAUGUUGAACCAAAAGUAGUUGUUAGAAGGCUGAUAUUUUCACUUGUGCCAAAGAGACCAUCUGGGAGACCACAGAAAGUAGAAACAGAGUUGUAUGGUCCACUGAUGGUUGUCUUCACAUUGAUUGCUUUUCUUUUAAUGGAGAUGAAGUCAUCCUCGCAUGUUGUGCGAGAGGGAACACUGAUGGGGUCUGCAAUAGGAUUAUGCUUUGGAUACUGGUUUAUCGCAUCUGGUCUAUUCUACACUGUCGCUUAUAUUUGUAACACUCAAAUUACACCCUUGCAAGUUUUGUCACUAACAGGUUAUUCACAGUUUGCAAACUGUAUUGUGAUAUUCCUUGGAACUGCUCUGCACAAUUUAGAUUCCCAUUUCUUCUUUUAUAUGAUGUGGGCUAUAUUUGGUGGUCUAUCAGCAUUGAAAAUGUCUGCUGUUUACUUUUCAAGAACAAGUGGUAAAACCCAGAAGCUACUGAUUGCUGGCAUUGUAUCAGCUGUACACCUACUGUUCCUACUUUACCUCCACUUUGCAUACCACCAAAUUGUCAAAGAUAUUUCUAACAUAAUUGAUGGGGCGCCUGGCAACCAACCAAUGCUAGAUGUCGUUGAGCGCGGCGCUGUAGAUGAGCAUGUUAACAAUGUAGAGCCACAGAAUGUUGAGAUCGCUGAGCAUAUUGUCAAGGAGGCCAUGAAAACGGUCACUAAAGCAGCGAAAAGUCUGUCAAAUCUUGGCAACCAGCCAAUGAUACAUGCAGAUGCUGGUGACACUAUGUAAAUGUGAAUUCCAUGCAAAUGGUAUAAAAAUAUUUGUGAACCUAAGGUGAGAGGUGAUCAUUAGAGUCAGACACAACAAGUGAUGCUUUAGAGACAUUCAGAAGAAUGGAGGAUGAACAAACUCAAAGUAGGAAUGGAUUACUAUCAACAAAUGUGAUUGGGCCAGAAUUAUAGAUAGUACUUGAUUGUUUAGAAGUGUAUUUACAUUCUCUUUGGUUUGUCUUUAAUCUCACUUAAGUGUGUUUUUAUUCAUGUACACAAGUUAACUACUUGUACAUACAUAUAUUUUAUUUUUAGUAGAUACAUUUUGUAGAUACAUUACAUAGAUAACAACUAAUUCUUGGAUUCAUAAAUUAAUCUUUGGGUACCAGAUUGAAGGUAAUUGAGAAACUCCAUAUAAACCUAAUACUUGCCAUUGUAGCAAAUGACCAAAUAUUAAAUAACAAUGAGUUGUACAGUAUGUGAUUAUUUGGAGUUUGCUUCCUAAAUUAUUUUGUUUCUCUAAAGGUGAAUGAAUGUACAGUGUAGUCUAUUUAGU
Molecule: messenger RNA, 1697 nt
Organism: Anneissia japonica
Lineage: Eukaryota; Metazoa; Echinodermata; Crinoidea; Comatulida; Comatulidae
Product: protein YIPF3-like
Exons: 11
Coding region: 90-1160 (356 amino acids)
Cellular component (GO): Golgi apparatus; membrane
Source: RefSeq, a predicted model, not a curated record